Molecule: messenger RNA, 905 nt
Organism: Aspergillus homomorphus CBS 101889
Lineage: Eukaryota; Fungi; Ascomycota; Eurotiomycetes; Eurotiales; Aspergillaceae
Product: SDR family NAD(P)-dependent oxidoreductase
Exons: 1
Coding region: 96-905 (269 amino acids)
Molecular function (GO): oxidoreductase activity, acting on the CH-OH group of donors, NAD or NADP as acceptor
Source: RefSeq, a predicted model, not a curated record
CAGACUAUAUACGCCCUUCACAAUCAAGCUUCCUUUUGAUUAUUUCUGUUGUCUUGCCCUUUGACUCCUAUUACUUCUUCGACAAAAUCUUUAUAAUGCUCCGACUGGACGGCAAAGUGGCCCUAAUCACCGGGCUGGGCCAAACCAGCGACGAAGGCUGGGGCAUCGGGGCCGCCAUCGCCGCCAAACUGGCCCAACAAGGCGCCAUCAUCUACGGCGGAAACCGCUCGUUGGCAUCCGCCCAGCGCACCAAAGCCCGCAUUGAAGACGCAGGCGGCGUCUGCGACGUUCAGGAAACCAACGUCACUGACUCGACCUCCGUGAAAGCCCUGGUGGAUGCCUGCAUGCAGAAACACGGUCGCAUCGACAUCCUCGUUAACAACGUCGGCAAAUCCGAGCCCGGAUGUCCUGCUACCAUGGCGGAAGACGUCUGGGACGCACAGGUCGAUCUGAACCUCAAGAGUAUCUAUUUGACCUGUCAUCACGUUCUGCCGAUCAUGGAAAAGCAAGCCACUGGAGGCUCGAUCGUCAAUGUGUCGAGCAUUGCGGGGUUACGGUUCAUCGGCAAGCCGCAGGUCGCGUACUCGGCUACCAAGGCGGCAAUCAUGCAAUUCACAAAAGCAACGGCCAUCAUUUAUGCGGACAAGAAUGUGCGGCUGAAUACAGUCGUUCCCGGGUUGAUUUACACUCCCUAUACGCAGCAGCUGGCUAAGAGAUAUGCGCCGGGCGGCGAUGAGGAGGAAUAUAUGCGGAAGCGGGAUGCGCAGGUACCCAUGGGUUGCAUGGGCGAUGCUUGGGAUGUGGCUAAUGCAGCAGUGUUUCUGGCGUCGGAUGAGGCAACGUAUAUCACGGGGCAGGAAUUGGUGGUGGACGGGGGAAUUACAUCCUCUACCGGCAGAGUGUAA